UAUGAAAGCACUUUUAGAAGUUAUUUUAUCUUGCGGUGAACAGUCGGAAUUGUUGUCUCUUAUCAGGUGAACGGAAAAAUCAGCGAAUACUGCUAAAGGUGAUAUGAGCUUGGAAGAGUUUCAAAAACAGUGGCGAAAUGACAAGUUCCUGUUCAAUUGUGUUUUUUGAAAAUCCUGAGGGCGUAUAUAGCCCUGGACAAAUCCUAUCCGGAAGAGUGAAUCUAGUUACAAAAAAAGUGAAGGCUAUAAAAGCUGUUACAGUAACAAUCCAGGGAUAUGCCGAAGUCGAAUGGACAGGAGAGGAACCACAAUCUGGAGCUGAUGGGCACAGCGAUACUGAAACCAUUACCUUCUCAGCCCGGGAUAAUUAUUUCUCAACGCAAACAAAUCUUUUCACUUCAGAAGAUGGAAAUCGUUUCGACUUAAUGCCGGGAGAAUAUGAGUUCGAUUUCCAAAUCAAAUUACCGGAUCAGUUGCCUUCGUCGUUCUGUGGAAAACAUGGUGAAAUCCGCUAUGAAGUUGUGUGCACGAUAAACAGACCGUGGCGGUUUAAUAACGUCUUCAAACACCCUUUCACUAUUGUUUCAGCAGCCAACCUUAAUGUGAACCCAAUAUAUCAGCAACCAGUUGAUCGGUCGACCAUUAAGUACUUUUCGUUAAUAUGUUGCUGUGGAGACGGUGGGAAUAUAUUGCUAACAGGAUACAUUCCUCACAGCGGCUUUGCUCCUGGACAAUUCGUGCCAGUUAAAGCGUCGAUAAAGAAUUUAUCCAAAAUCGAAUAUCACGAAGUCAAGAUCAAACUGAUCCAAAUGACCGAGUUUCGAAGUUGCAAUCCCCGUCCGAAAAGUAACUAUGAAAAAAUCGUCGUAACGCUCAAACGAUUCGAUAUAGUGGACCAGUUACCAGAGCGUGAGCUGAAUUGCAAUCUGUCGAUCCCGCCACUUCCACCGUCUAGUUUUAGUACGUGCAAUAUUAUCGAAAUAUCAUAUCUUGUGGAGAUACAGCUGAAAACGAAAGGAAUACACACUAACAUGUUUGUUCGCUUGCCUAUAACUAUCGGUACCGUCCCAUUAUUCCUUGGAGCUGCUCCUGAAUACAGUAUUGUGACUAGUCAACCAUUGUCCUUGCAAAGAGGUGUCAAUGGUAAUCAAUUUGAUGGUUUGCUUCUUACAGCACCACCGUCAUACGAAGAAGCAAUGAAAUAUGGUCCACAGUACAUUCGCAAAACAGACGAAACCGAACGUGUUACCCAGACGGAAUUCACCCCAAAAUAUCCAGUAUAUCAUUACUCAUCAGAGAAUAGUUAAUAAGACACUCGAUAUUUUGAGAAGAACGUAAUUAGUUAAAAAUCUUAUUGUGAUAUAUCCGAAUCGUUUAUUGUUGAAAGAAAAUAUAUUGAUUUUUUGUAAACUAA
Molecule: messenger RNA, 1414 nt
Organism: Hermetia illucens (black soldier fly)
Lineage: Eukaryota; Metazoa; Arthropoda; Insecta; Diptera; Stratiomyidae
Product: arrestin domain-containing protein 17-like
Exons: 4
Coding region: 138-1307 (389 amino acids)
Biological process (GO): protein transport
Cellular component (GO): cytoplasm
Source: RefSeq, a predicted model, not a curated record